Cetraspora pellucida is the source of this 801-nucleotide messenger RNA. The record is from the annotation of a GenBank genome assembly. Lineage: Eukaryota; Fungi; Glomeromycota; Glomeromycetes; Diversisporales; Gigasporaceae.
AUGAGUUGGCCUCCAUUCACUAAACAUCAAAUUGGUUCAAAAUAUAUCAAUUUGAACUUGUCAUCAAUGGAAGCACAAACUUGGUUUCUGGUAUCAACAUUACCAAAAAGCCAACUCAAGCAAUUAAUGUCUAAAUGGGUUGACCCUGAAUGCAAAAUUAGAACAUUUUCAGAUUUAAACAAUAGGUCCAGAAAAAGAGCAACCAUUAUGAAAAAAGAGUUUGGUUCUGCUGUGCAUGUAAGUAAUUUUUUGACAGAAACUAUAGGGCCACUUAAAGACGAACAAGAAGAAGCAUGCGUAAUGAUGGUUUUGGAUGCCAACCGGGAUGGCUAUUGGGAUUCUAAAAAACUAUUAGAACAAGUUGUACAGGCUGUUGACAUUUUUGAGAGAACACAUCCAAAAUGUGUAAGUGUGUUUGUUUUUGAUAAUGCAACAUCUCACAAGGCUUUUGCUGAAGAUGCCCUUGUUGCUUCCAAGAUGAACCUUGGCCCAGGCAGAUCAGCAGAUCCUAAUGUUAUCGAUUGCUGUACAUGUUGGUUAAUAUCUAAUCAAACAGACUUUCUUGAACAGUGUGGUCAGAUUCAACAAGAAAUUGAAUCUUGUAGACAUAAAGUUUUAUUUUAUCCUAAAUUUCAUCCAGAGAUCAACCAUAUUGAAAUGUAUUGGGGAAUGGCAAAGAGAUAUACACAAUCUCACUGUGAAUAUUCACUUUCAAAAACUAGAAAAACAAUUUGUGAAGAUUUAGAUUCCAUUUCUGUUGAACAAAUUUGCUCUUUUGCAAAGCUUUGUAUAGAUGAAUAG